AGGAAAAAAAAAAAAAAAAAAAAAAAUGAAUGAAUGAAAAAAAUUUCGAAUCUCUAAGCUUUCUUCUGAAAGACUGAAACCCAUUUCAGUUGCUUCUUAAUUCGCUUUUUCUUGUUUUAAUUCUCAUAUUUUCCUCAAUUUCUUCUUGAAUUUUUGUAUAAUUUUCGCGUUUUGUUCUGCAUUGAUAUUCCUCUGGACACUGUUGAAACAAUUCGAUGAGCUAUCGAAGGGAUCAUCGAGCCACUAGAUCAGCUCUCUUUGAUAACUAUGACAGUAUUGAGGAAGGUGGCAUCACGGCUUCACAUUCUUACUCCCAUGACAUGGAUGAACAUGAUAAUGACAAAGCUGUGGACAACUUGCAAGAUAGAGUCACCUUUUUAAAGAAGCUAACAGGAGACAUACAUGAGGAGGUGGAAAGUCAUAACCGAAUGCUAGACAAAAUGGGGAAUGGGAUGGAUUCAUCAAGAGGAGUCAUGUCAAGGACCAUGGAUCGCUUCAAGAUGGUGUUUGAGAAGAAAUCAAAUCGGAAAACAUGCAAGCUUGCUGGAUGGUUUGUGCUUUCCUUCUUUUUGAUAUACUAUAUUUUUAGGUUUCUCAUGUAUUUUAUGCACGGUUGAAAGUGGAACUGACUAUCCUGCUAUACCAGAGUUGAUAUAUGGCCUAUGAAGAUAAUAGAAGUAUAGUUUUGCUCUCGGGGUUGACAAUUUCAACCAGCAGAGGAAGUUUGAGAUAUUAUUUUCUUGCAAAAUUUCUGUGUUCAACCAAAGGGGUUAUUGUUAGAUUAUAUAUACAGUGAGGGAAUUCUGUCUGCUAUGCCGAAGAUGGCGUUUUUUGCAGUGUGAUAAUCACUGUUGAUAACUGUUGAACGCUCGUUGUUAUUACUCGUGAAAAUUGUAUUGACAGUGAUGGAAGUGUAUUUGUUGGGUAGGGAUAAUUUUAAUCACAAACUACAGGAAUGAUCUUUCUUUUGA
Molecule: messenger RNA, 971 nt
Organism: Ipomoea nil (Japanese morning glory)
Lineage: Eukaryota; Viridiplantae; Streptophyta; Magnoliopsida; Solanales; Convolvulaceae
Product: bet1-like SNARE 1-2
Exons: 6
Coding region: 216-617 (133 amino acids)
Source: RefSeq, a predicted model, not a curated record